Molecule: messenger RNA, 1530 nt
Organism: Cordyceps fumosorosea ARSEF 2679
Lineage: Eukaryota; Fungi; Ascomycota; Sordariomycetes; Hypocreales; Cordycipitaceae
Exons: 1
Coding region: 1-1530 (509 amino acids)
Source: RefSeq, a predicted model, not a curated record
AUGUCGUUUCUCCGCGGUCUCGGGUCGUAUGGUUUGACCAUCACCAGCACCAUUAUCGGCAUCCUUGCAGCCUCUCGCACCAACUUGGUGCCGUCCGAUCUGGGGAAACGCUCCACCGCGGCCGUCAUUCUCGCAUCCAUCUCCACAUUUGCUCUCUCCUCGAUCUCGUGGUUCUAUCACCUCCUCUCAUCGUCGCCCUCGCCGCCUUCGCUGUCCUCGCCGCCCUCGCAUCCGUCGUCGUCGUCGUCGUCGUCUCCUAUCAUGGCCGUCGUCAUACAAGCCGACCGUCCUCGCAGACCCAGCGUCGCUGGCGACCUCUUCGCCAAAUUGCCCACUGCCGUCAUUGUCAAGAUCUUCGAGACUAUUGACGACAACUCCAAGCGCGACAUCUGUAGCGUGUCCCGACUGAAUCGUCGCUACCACACCUUGGCCGAUGCCGUUCUCUACAAGACGGUCCACUUUCUGACACCACAGUUGCACUUUAUCUUUGGUGAAUCCCUCAGCCGCCGACCUCGUCGUGGAUCGGCGAUUCAUGAGAUCAAGCUCGCCUACCCGGCAUCGCAGCUUUCCGACAUGGUCUCUCGGCUCCCAGUCAAUGGCACUAGGAAUUCGUAUGACAGGUCUUUGCCCUUUGACAGCUUGUCCAGCACAAUCUCCAGAAUGUCCAACCUCGUCACUCUGGAUAUUGCUGUCCCCAACGCCUUGCUGCAUGGCAUCGGACAGCUUUUCAAUGGCCCGUUUGAUUUGGCUUGCCUCCAAACAUGCAGGCUCUUCUACCAGUGCCCAGGUGAUGAGUUUUGGGACCUCCGGGAGAACAUCCACAUCUUUGCUCAUCCGACCCUGGAGACUCUUGUGCUUCGAAAGGCUCGCCUAGGCGACAAGGCGUUCGAUCUGCCUGAACGGCCCGAAGAGACCGCUCUCAAAAGGUUGCAUUUGAUCGACUGCGACAUCAGCGAUGAUGGUCUAUUUGACCUGAUGCAUUAUCCAGCCGCGUUGACAGAGUUUGUCAUGACUCAAUCCCCUGAUCAAGAGGCAGACCUGGAGGAGACCUCAACCAGCAUCAGAGACUACAUCAUCGCAAUCGAGCCGCAAUGCAACUCCCUAGAGACCAUCACGAUAGACCACGUCUUGUUGCGAGAUCGUCGAGCACUUUCCCUCAGAGGAUUCGCCAAACUGAAAACCCUCCGCCUCAACUGGGACCACCAAUUAUUUGGACACUCCUCAAAGAGAGCGCGUCUCACUUCCGUGGGCAUGCCGCCUGAGCUCGAGACGCUGGAAUUCUUCAAUCAGUUGGGUACUGACGACGAGGUCACAGAUCUCUUCGUGGCGAUGCUCCAGAACCUCAGCGUCAUGGCUCGCAAACUGACACAUCUGAUUGUCAUGGAAAGCGAGGAGGACGAAAAGCCAGUCCCCAAAGCAGUCGAGGAGGCGUGCAAGUCACAGCCACAGCUGCGCGUGGACAUAAUUGGGAGGAUGGACACUGUGGACUGCGGAGAUGAUGAAGAACGCGAUGGAUCGAAAUCCGAAUGA